Messenger RNA from Amoebophrya sp. A25, 166 nucleotides. Lineage: Eukaryota; Dinophyceae; Syndiniales; Amoebophryaceae. The record is from the annotation of a GenBank genome assembly.
CCAGUGGCAGCGAAAGUGGUCAAAGCACCGCUAAGCCCAGCAGUGUUUCAAUCGCAGAGACAUCGAGAGAGUGCCGCAGUCAUGUUGAACAAUAGUGGAGGUUGGAAAAUGAAUUUUUCUUCCUCAUCUGAAGCAGAAGGGGAAGCCGAGGGGAACGGGAAGGACG